GUCGCCAUGAUGACAUCAAUACAGCGGCAGCGGCAGCGGCAGCAAGUGUUGUGGUUUGCGUUACUUGCGCUUGCGCUUACGCUUGGCACAACGACCGUGCUGGCCGGGGAAGACAUCUGCACCGUACCGGUGGACAUGAUCGUACCGGCCCUACCGAGCCCCUGUCAACCGUUGGCCAGCUGUAACCACCAGCUAGCGAGCGAGCGCUACGAGCAGGCCUGCCAGCAGUGCCGAGUGAGUGCGGCGACCCGGCGCGAUACCCGGGCCGCCUUUCCCAAGCAGCUCACCAACUGGUACCGCGAGCAGACGUUCUUUCUCGAGGAGCUCCAGCAGCUGCACGCCACGCACCAUCCGCGGAUUGUCGCGCUCGAACGGGAGGUUGAGCAGGGUGCCGCACUGAUGGCACAGCUGCGCCGCAAACACUUCAUCUACUGCAUCGAAGCGGGCCGGACGAAGGAGGCGCUCCUGUACCAUGCGACCGCCCAGCAGCAGCUAACGCCCGCCCAGAUCAUCGAGGCGAUCCGCACCAACAAGGAGCUGCGCGAGCAGACGCUGUUGAAUCUGCUCGAUUUCAUACGCGCCCUACCGGGCGAAGCGGAACGGCGUGAGCUGUACCGUGGGGCCAAACCGAUACUCGGCCGGGUGCUACUCCGCACCCCGAUGGCGCUCGUGUUCGGCAUCGACGCACGGUCCGUGCUGCCGGCCAACGAAACUGACCCGCUGCUCGCCCCGAUGACCGAGCGCUACCGGGCGGAUUUCCUCGAGGGCCACUACUUUAACCACGACGCGCUGACCCGGUUCGCCCGGGACUAUCCGCGCUACUACGUGUACCAGCUGCGGUCGAUCACCACCAUCACGCAGCAGCAGUGGAACAAGAUGGUUAAAGUGUACUUCUUCAAGCUGGCGAUGGGGCUACCGACGCUCGAGCUGCGCCUGUUCAGCGUCGAGCGGGGGAUUGAUCUGCUGGAGCAGUUCGCCAAGAAGGACAAGAAUGUGCUCGAGCCGCUACUGAUACGCCUCUCGUUCACCGUGUUCCGGCUGAAGAAGCAGGCGGAGCAGGCGGGCCGCCACCGGCCCACCAUGGACCGGAUCGCCAAGCUCGAGAAGCGGUUCAGCAUGGGGCAGGGUAAGCAGUACGGCGUCUACCUGAAAGCGUUCGAGAAGAAGUACGUCAAGGAGUGGAAGCGGAUGCAGCAGCAAAGGAAGCAAGGGAAGAAGGGCUAAAAUAGCAGUGUCGAAUAAAUCGAAUCGAAAGGGGGGAAGGUGAACUGAGCAACCGAGACCGCUAGCCUUUUUAAAGCCUUGAGCCAAAGGGGCCAAACUCUUGUUCGCACUAUCGGGACUAACUUUUUAAAGCUACUACUGUGCCACGAAAGUAAGAUGAAUGGGAACGGUAUUUGGUCGUGUGAACGAUUUUUUUCAUUCUCAUAUUUUUUUUUUGGUUGGCUGGACUGUGAUUGACAUUCAUACCAAGUUUUACGUAAAAAUAAUGAUUUGAGGUUUUUGAAAUAUGAUUUUUUUUGUGAGCUACUAAAAGCGAAUUCUUCGUUUUUUGACAUUUCGAAAUUUAUUUGCUAAAGAAUUUACAUAAAAUUUGGUUUGCGGAGGGGUAGAGAAUGAUGCAGAAAGCCUUUCAUAUUAACACUAAGUUAAAAAAAAAAUGUUAACAAGUGGUCCAAAAACUUCCAGGAACUUGUUGAAGACGAAGAAUGUCCGAAGGUGACCAUCAACGUCAACUGA
Anopheles aquasalis is the source of this 1740-nucleotide messenger RNA. RefSeq lists its product as uncharacterized. The record is from RefSeq and is a predicted model, not a curated record. NCBI's taxonomy places the organism in Eukaryota, Metazoa, Arthropoda, Insecta, Diptera, Culicidae.